Molecule: messenger RNA, 738 nt
Organism: Diabrotica balteata
Lineage: Eukaryota; Metazoa; Arthropoda; Insecta; Coleoptera; Chrysomelidae
Source: the annotation of a GenBank genome assembly
AUGAUUUUUACGGGCAAUACUUUCGUGAGAACUUUAAUAUUAGUUUUGGUGCUGCACAGACACUUGCAAAAAUGUAAUAUUUUAAACAAUAACAUACAGAGUCCUGCUUCAGAAGAAGAAAAGAAAUCAUUCGAAUUACAAAAGAAUGUACAUCUUCGAAAAUCUGAAGUGUUCUACAAAGAGCUGAGAGAGAAGUCAAAAGAAGCACAAGAAAAUGAUGAAAUUGAAGUUUUGUGCUUCGAUUUCCAACAAAACAUGCCCCUCUUGAAAGUACCUUCAGGAGAUGCCUUUUAUUUGAGGCAGUAUGGCUCAGAAAACGACUUUCAUGCAAUACAUGAAGUGAAUUAUAAUAACAAAAGUGUUAUUGAAAAUGAAAUAGAAACACAUAAUACUACUGCCACAUGUAGCUCAAAAAAUGAUUUUGAUACAAUAAAUAAACCAGGCAGUAGUAAACCUACUGAAAGACCCGAAUCCAAUUUCAGUGAUGCACCUUAUGAAGGAUACGGCCUGGUCAACUAUUCAGAAAAUUCUGAUUCUGACAAUGAAUCUGAAAAGUUAGGGCCAGUAAAACGAAAAAGAAGAAGGGUAGAGGUUGUAAAAUUAGAUGUUCUUUUAAAUAGUACCAACUCAACGUUACAGAGACAAAAAAAAAAUGAAUCUGCACCAAGAAGAAAUUGUUUUGUUAUAUAUAAUUUAAGAAAAAGGAUAUUAAGAUACUACAAAAAUAUGUAUUUAUAA